UCCGUUCUUUACUUUCGAUUUCACAGGCAGUUGACGCAUCGAGCCUCGAGACGGAAUAAUAAUCUGCAGGGAAAGCUCGGACGGAAGGAGUCGAUUUCCAAGUGCCCCUCGACACUUCUUUCCAUGGUUUUUUAGCGGAAAUCAUUGGCAAAGCAGCUGAAUGGCCGACAACGUGCCCAAUUUCGGCUCGGCCGAAGAGGAGGCCAAAUACUGGAAACACUUGGCUCUUCAAUACCAACAAGGAAUGAAGGAAGCCAGGGAGGACCUCGAGGAAUUUCAGCUAAAUUCGCACGAAUUGGAACGCGAGCUGGAAGCGCAGUGCGAGCAGGCGGAGACGCGGCUGCACGGCCUGGAAUCGGCCUACAACCAAUUACAGAGGGACUACGAAGAUCUCAAGAAACGAAACGAGGAAAUGCAGCAGGAGUACCACCAAGAACUAAACACCCUGGGCAGCGAGCUGCAGCAGCACCGACGCAACGCCGAGGGACUCCACAAGUACAUUCGGGACCUCGAGCAGAGCAACGACGAGUUUGAGAAGUCUUCUCGGAUCAUGCACGCCACCAUCGAAGACCUCGAGACCAGGCUCAAUUUGUCGAUCGAGAGAAACGUCUUCAUCGAGUCAGAGCUAGAUGACAAAGAGAGCCUAAAGGCUAUGGUUCAAAGGCUAAAGGACGAGUCUCGUGAUUUGCGACACGAGCUUAAAGUGAGGGAACAAAGGAGAGAAUUGCCUGACGUUGAGAACAAGAAGAAUUUGGAACUGAGCAAAUCACAUGACAAGCUGAUCAAGUAUGAAAUUGAAUCACCUGGGACUCCGUUGAAGGUGAGCACGCAGCACAAUGCAGGUGCCGCUUCGCCAGCGCUGACGCCGUCAGCGCGCAUUUCCGCGCUGAACAUCGUGGGCGACCUGCUGCGCAACGUCAGCGCCCUGGAGAACAAGGUGGCGCACGCUCGGAGCCUACCUCGGCGCAGCGACCCCAACUCGACCGAGUCACCAAGGUUUGUCCGGACUCGCAGGGUUUGAAGCAAGACGAGAGUGAAAAGCGCCCGCACCUCCACAUCAAACACCCCAGCCAAGAGCGUCAACAACAACAACUCGCCGACGAAAAGCGGCAAAACUCCUUCUGGAUUAAUCCGAGCCUGAUAAAAUUGGCUUAAACCACCCACCCACCCACCCACCCACCCACCCACCCUUUCCUUUUCACUUUUCCUCGUGCCCAUCGUCCGAAAGCAUCUAAUCAGCCGUGUGCAUCUGUGUCUAGAGGUUUUAACUUCUGAGGUAGAAUUUAGCAAUUGAUCACUUGUUUGGUAUUAUUUAUUGCUUGCCCGCAGCGAGCUUUUAAUAACUUCUGGGUAAUUUUUCCGCCUCCGAUUAAUGUUUUAUAUUAAUUAAUCCAAGUCAAGGGUUUGCGUUGUUUCAACGAGGGUGUCUUAGCGUGUUACUUUCUAUCGAGAUGACGGGAGUUGUGAGAAUACAAAUUUCCUAUUAAGUCAUAUACAGAGAUUUAUGUAAAAUAUAAAUACACUAUAGCUCUACUUAUUUAAUUAUCACCAUUAAAGGUUCUUAUUUUCGGUGUACUAAUCUUUUUUGUUUAAAAACAACCAUAGCAACUACAAUAAAAUAUCGAUCACAAAAGCUGUGUGUAACUAUGUCACACACACACUCACUCACUCUCCGUGCAAUCCAUAAAAGACUAUAUUAUACAUAUUACUCCAGAUAAGGAGAUCAAAUGAUACACUGUUAACGAAACAGAAAAGAAAAUUGCAACUAGAGAAAAUUAUUUAGGGUAGCUUUAAAAGGAAAACAGCACUCGUGGUGCCUGUCAAAGUGAUGAACCAAUAUGAAUAAACUUCGUCAUAAGAAAAGAAAA
Messenger RNA from Cloeon dipterum, 1868 nucleotides. It is a transcript of the gene nudE, whose product is annotated as Nuclear distribution protein nudE. NCBI's taxonomy places the organism in Eukaryota, Metazoa, Arthropoda, Insecta, Ephemeroptera, Baetidae. The record is from RefSeq and is a predicted model, not a curated record. Gene Ontology annotation, biological process: vesicle transport along microtubule; establishment of mitotic spindle orientation; cell migration. Gene Ontology annotation, molecular function: microtubule binding. Gene Ontology annotation, cellular component: kinetochore; kinesin complex; centrosome. The transcript is spliced from 5 exons. The coding region runs from base 161 to 1021 and encodes 286 amino acids.